AUCAGCCACUCUUAUGGCAGAGCAGAAGCCUCAAGGACCGCACCGCUAUCUGGAUUUACUUCACUAGACGGACAACAAGAAGAACAUUUCUUCUGAGGAAAUUCGUAGACUUGUGAAUUCAAGACUUGUGAAGACCUUUGGCCCAGGAGUCAUGAAGCCCCGCAGACCGAGCUGUGCGGAUUCAGGGUCGGAGUCGGACUCCAGAGACCCAGAGAAGUUUGAGAGCGCCAUGCGGCGGAGGAUGGCGGCCAACGCUCGAGAAAGGAAGAGGAUGCAGGGUCUGAACACCGCAUUCGACCGCCUCCGCAAAGUGGUUCCACAAUGGGGUCAGGACAAGAAGCUCUCCAAAUAUGAAACACUGCAGAUGGCCCUGAGCUACAUUAUGGCCCUCAACCGAAUUCUGACUGAUGCCAGCAGACACGUAGCUCCUCAGAAAGACUGGCUGGAUCUACAGUUUGACGGCCUACAGACGGAGACCUAUUCUUGCUUUAUGCGCUAUAACUCGCCUGUGGAAAAUGACUGUAUGCACUCUUCCUUCUCCUACCACUACGAAAGCCUCUAAGCUCUCACUGACUGAUAAGCAAUGGUGCGUUCACUUGUAUCUUUCUUAACACGGAUACAGGAGUCAGUAAAUAUGUUUGUAUUACUGUGUAAUAUUUUAUGUUUUUGGUUCUGGAAAUCAAAUGAUUAGCUUUAAUAGAGUCUGACUCAUUCUAGGAGUAGCUUUAAUUGUUGCAAAAAAAGUAUAAUUGUUGUUUUUCUGAGCAAUUGUAAAUGAUGACUCGAUAAAAUCACAUUUGUCAAUGAGUCUUUAAGUGAGAUGUUUGAAUUUUUCGUUCCUUUGUAUCAAAACUUUGUGUAAAGUGUGUGCUCAGCUAAGCGAAAGCUGAAAAACACACGCACAAAAAAAGAAAUACACAGAUCUUAUUUUGCCAAAAUGAAAUCCUGAAUUGUUGACCUUUAUUUAUUUAUUUAUUAUUUUUUGGUGCUAAACUCAAUGAAUAAGAAACAAUA
Labeo rohita (rohu) is the source of this 1014-nucleotide messenger RNA. It is a transcript of the gene atoh7, whose product is annotated as atonal bHLH transcription factor 7. NCBI's taxonomy places the organism in Eukaryota, Metazoa, Chordata, Actinopteri, Cypriniformes, Cyprinidae. Gene Ontology annotation, molecular function: protein dimerization activity. The coding region runs from base 152 to 562 and encodes 136 amino acids. The transcript has a single exon. The record is from RefSeq and is a predicted model, not a curated record. Gene Ontology annotation, biological process: neural retina development; regulation of DNA-templated transcription.